This is a messenger RNA of Labrus mixtus (cuckoo wrasse), 3089 nucleotides long. RefSeq names its product ectonucleoside triphosphate diphosphohydrolase 5a (gene entpd5a). The record is from RefSeq and is a predicted model, not a curated record. Gene Ontology annotation, molecular function: GDP phosphatase activity; UDP phosphatase activity. Lineage: Eukaryota; Metazoa; Chordata; Actinopteri; Labriformes; Labridae. Gene Ontology annotation, cellular component: membrane. The coding region runs from base 176 to 1690 and encodes 504 amino acids. Gene Ontology annotation, biological process: nucleoside diphosphate catabolic process. The transcript is spliced from 13 exons.
CAGAUGACCGGACAGUCCUGAGUGUGCAUCGCAUCCACUCUGCCUCUCUUCAUCUCCCCUGCUCUCACCCUGUCAAUCGUUUACUCCAGCAUCCACCGAGGCUUCUUCUCCUUCUCAACUUUUUUUUCUUUCUUUUUUUUUUUGACACUCCAGUUGUCUCUUCUUCUGGAGAACAAUGGCCGCGCCGAGCCUGAUCCUUACUUUCACCGUGUGGCUCCUAGCUGAGAGCCUCUUAACGGAGGCGACUUACUACCGGCACCACCGCUACGUCCCCCACUUCUAUCGCUACAGGGAGCACUCGGCCAACGCGGAAAACCUCCUCCCAGAGGUCUCCAACCCGGCGCCUGAAGUGACGCAACCACGCGUGCCGACUUACCCCGAGAUCCCCGAGGUGUUCCACCCGGUACCCGAAGUCAUCCACCCCAUCGCGGAGGCUUUCAACCCGGUGCCUGAGGUGGUGCACCCUGCACCUGAGCCUUACCAAACGCCUGAGGUUCAAGACCUGGUGGCAGAAGCCUCCUCCCCCGUCAACAUGAGCCGGGUUUUCUACGGGAUCAUGUUUGACGCAGGGAGCACAGGCAGCAGGAUCCACAUCUACAAGUUCAUCCAGAAAGACCCGGUUGAACUGCCGGUUCUGGAUAAUGAAAUGUACCACGCAGUGAAGCCUGGACUCUCUGCUUAUAAGGACAAUCCUGAGGAGGGUGGCAACACUAUCCGCCAGCUGCUGAAGAUCGCAAAGAAGACGGUGCCAGAAGAUGACUGGAAGAGGACCCCCGUAGUCCUGAAGGCCACAGCAGGUCUGCGUCUGCUGCCCGAAGACAAGGCCAAGGCUAUUCUGAUGGAGGUGAAAGAUGUUUUUGCGGAGUCCCCUUUCUUCGUGCCAAACAACAGUGUGUCCAUCAUGAACGGAGCAAGGGAAGGAGUCCUAGCCUGGGUCACCGUGAACUUCCUAACAGGUCACUUGUACUCCAACACAAGGAGGACGGUUGGCAUCCUUGAUCUGGGUGGAGGGUCUACACAGAUCACAUUCCUUCCAAAGUCAAAGAAAACGAUCCAGUCCGCUCCCCCCAGUUACAUCGCCAACUUCAACCUCUUCCAGAAUACGUAUCAGCUCUACACACACAGCUACCUUGGAAAUGGGCUGUUUGCAGCUCGACUGGCGACUCUUGGAGCACUGGGAGCUGAUGGACUAGAUUGGAAAGUCUUUACAAGUUCCUGCCUCCCCAAAAAGUUCAGAGAAGAAGUGACUUUUGGAGGAGACACCUACAAAGUUAGCGGGAUUCCAGACGGAUAUGCGGGCUACAAGCUGUGCUACUAUGAGGUUAUGAAGGUAAUCAAAGGAAUAGUGCACCAGCCGUAUGAAGUCAAAGGCAGCAGCGUCUUCUAUGCCUUCUCCUACUACUACGACCGAGCUGUGGAAUCUGGCCUCAUCGAUGGCAGCCGAGGUGGUGCAGUGGAAGUCAGGGAUUUUAAGAAGAGAGCCAAAGAAGUGUGCAACAAAAUGACAAAAUACCGUGCAAUCAGCCCCUUCCUCUGCAUGGAUAUGACAUAUAUCACCUGUCUGCUAAAAGAGGGCUUUGGCUUUAAGGACAGCACUGUGCUGCAGCUGGCCAAAAAAGUAAACAAUGUGGAGACGAGCUGGGCCCUGGGAGCAACCUUUGACUACUUCAGAAACCUCAACAUCCACUAAGGACAGCUCGCUGUCUCUGCAGCCGGCACUGAGAGGGACAGUCUGUCACUGUGGGGCUUCCCAUCCUCUGUACACCAUCGAUUGGCCCGUCCCCUUCACAGACACACCUGCUCCCCCCCCUUUUCUUUCACUCGACCUCAGCACCUAAGAACUGAUGAAAAAUAAGAAAUCACUAUAUUUUUAUAAGGCCAGCUAUUUCUACUGUAUGUUGAGCUCAUGACUGGUGGGCUGACUUUAUUUUUUGUUCAAAGGUUUACAUUUUUUUUUUUUUUCUUAUGGGUGUCCGAUCAGGUGUGAGAUCUUUCUCACUGUAAGUGUGAAGAGGAUAGUUCAGAAGCAAUACGACCAGUCAUGGUAUUUUGGUGCUUACUGUGGUCCUGGUGUGCACAACAGUGCAGUUGUUUUAUUUACAAACUGGUUGCUGGAAGUGCAACUGUAGUUUUGCCUGUAAAUGCUUAAAUAUAAAUCUCCUUUUAUACUCAGUAAAUUAUUUUUAAAGACCCUUAUGUAGUGGGAACUGUACUCCCCUCACCUGAGACUUUUUUUGGAAAUAGGGGAGUAUGAUAACCGUACUUCCUACCCUCAAACUUCGCACAUUACACUUUAACCGCAGAUAUUGUAGCUAAGACGUGAUCAGUUACUUUGAUGUCGACUAAAGAGUUUUACAUAUUCAUAAUAAAGAAGCGUUGGAAAGUGAGAACUAUAUAGAGAAGCCUCUCACAGUCUGAGCUGUACAUGUAUGAGGGUAAUGCCUGUACUUUACAGUUCAGCACAUUAUUUCUUGUUGUGUCUACAGUGGAAAAGACCUUAUCAAGCACAGCUUAAUUGCAGGGGCCUCAGGUCUGAGCUGUAUUUGAGACGAGCAAUUGAAAACCUUUCAUCAAGACUAGAUAGUGCAUCCAACAAGAUAAUUGACAGCCAUUAAAUGCAGCAAGUAUGAAAACAAAAAUUAUAUCAAAACCCACAACUCCUUUAUUCUCUGCUGGUUGUUUCAAACAUUAGCAUUAUUGAAUUCUGUGUUAUUUUUCUUGUGAAAUGUACAAAUAUUUAUAUAACUGGAUGUUUUUCUAAUGUAGAAUAUUUGAAUUAUCCUCUUUAUAAUAACUCCUGAGCUUUCUCUUCUGUAAGCCUUGCCUCUGCUGUUUUUCCCCCGUAGCCAACACGUUCAAUAACUACUGCUGUAAAUACUUAAUGUCAACUCCUACUAGACAUAUAUUUUGGACAAGAACUGCUUUUUACAUUGCAAAAGAGCUUUAUGCUGCACCACUGCUAAGAAAUGCCUCUAUGUACAUCAAGAUGAUUCAUCUGAUGACUGACAAUAUGUAAAUGGUUGUUUUUACUAAAUCCAGUGAAAUGUGUGUAUACUAUACAGGUAUGUUUGAAUAAAAUAUGAAAAAUA